CUGGACUCAUAUAAAGAGUAAUAGCAAGGCUGGACCUGAAGCGUGUCACAGUGCAUGAUAUCUGAUGUCCUGAAAAUGACAACGGACAAGAUUGUGUUUUUUGAGGACAGGAACUUCCAGGGAAGGUCCUAUGAAUGCAAGGGAGACUCUAAUGACCUGCAUUCUUUUCUUAACCGUUGCAAUUCUGUAAGGGUUGAUGGAGGAUGGUGGGUCCUUUACGAGCGGCCAAACUUUAUGGGUUAUCAGUAUGUCCUAGCACCUGGAGAGUACCCAGACUACCAGCGCUGGAUGGGCUUCAAUGACUGUGUCAGAUCUUGCCGUCUAAUCAGAAAUAUCAAUGGGCCCUACAAACUGAAACUGUUCCAGAGACCCAACUUCGAAGGUCAGUCAUGGGAGGUGACAGAAAAUGCCCCCUCUGUUCAAGAACGCCUCCACAGCAAGGAGUUCCACUCCUGCAAGGUGCCUGAGGGUACCUGGGUAUUCUUUGAGCAUCCAAACUACCGUGGGCGACAGUACCUGCUGGAGAAAGGAGAGUACAGGCGCUACACUGAUUGGGGAGCCCUGCAUCCAGCCGUGGGUUCUAUCCGUCGGGUUAAGUGGGAGUACUGAACCCAUAUGAGGAGCUCUGUUCUGACCAAACAAGGGCAGAAAAUAAAAUGUGCAAACUAA
Molecule: messenger RNA, 669 nt
Organism: Astyanax mexicanus (Mexican tetra)
Lineage: Eukaryota; Metazoa; Chordata; Actinopteri; Characiformes; Acestrorhamphidae
Gene: crygs4
Product: crystallin, gamma S4
Exons: 3
Coding region: 55-609 (184 amino acids)
Biological process (GO): lens development in camera-type eye; visual perception
Molecular function (GO): structural constituent of eye lens
Source: RefSeq, a predicted model, not a curated record